Mytilus trossulus (common blue mussel) is the source of this 3328-nucleotide messenger RNA. Its product is annotated as eukaryotic translation initiation factor 2-alpha kinase 3-like. The transcript is spliced from 19 exons. Lineage: Eukaryota; Metazoa; Mollusca; Bivalvia; Mytilida; Mytilidae. Gene Ontology annotation, cellular component: cytoplasm; nucleus. Gene Ontology annotation, biological process: protein phosphorylation. The record is from RefSeq and is a predicted model, not a curated record. The coding region runs from base 168 to 3311 and encodes 1047 amino acids. Gene Ontology annotation, molecular function: eukaryotic translation initiation factor 2alpha kinase activity; ATP binding; protein binding.
CGGUUAUAAAUAGAUUAGGGGAAAACCUAAAACCAAUCGUAUGACAAUCGGAAGUGUCGCUUUGACCACGUCGACUUAGGUGAUCUCAUUUCCGGUGUAAACACUUGGACUCUUUUCAACAGAUUAUCUUACGUCAGAUAUAAAUGUAUCAAAUUUGUGUAUUGUAAAUGGGAAGAAGACGAAGCAAACGAUGGAAUUCGUGUAUGAUUUGGUUUGCUACGUCGGUUGGAGCACUGUUUUAUACGAUCAGUUGCAUCAAAGCCGCAGAUGAUAUUGACACUUUGAGAUCUGUAGAUUCUGGAACAUACUAUGAUUUCCCUAGGGAACCCGAAAUUACUGGUCAAAGAUCAUCCUCCUGUGUGGCAAAACCUCCAUCAGUUUUAAAUAAAUUUCUGAUGGUAGUGAGUACUUUAGAUGGCAAAGUUUCAGCAUUAGAUGUACAGGAUAGUGGCAAGAUACUAUGGAGUGUUGAUGCUGAUACUAGACCAUUGUUGUCAUCCAGUAUUGGUAACAUGGAGAUAACAAGAAAUGGGAUGAAAACACGACUGAUACCCUCACUAGAUGGUGGUUUGUACCAGUAUGAUGGAGAGAGUAUCGAGGCUGUUCCCCUGUCUGCAGAAACACUCCUCAGCUCGUCAUUUAAGAUGACAGAAGAUAUAACAAUGAUUGGUGGCAAAGAUUUAUUAUCAUAUGGUUUAGACCCCCUUACUGGUCAGUUGAAGUACACAUGCAGUGCUCAUGGCUGUCACACGUUUGGUGAUUCCAUGGUAACGGAGGAAGAAGAUGUCCUUGUUGUUACUAGAAAUACACAGACUGUAAGAGCCGUUGAUUCUAGAGUAGGAAUGGAAAAAUGGAACUUCAGUGUAGGAUCUCAUGAGCUGGAAUUUUUACCAGGGACCAACAUUAAACCAGUCAAACCUGUUGAUACUGAAACUGAUUUUGAAGAUGAUGUUAAUAUUGUUACCUGUCCUGCUAAUGAGGAAGAAGAAAGUGACAACGAACCCCUUCUGAAGAUAGUAGUUCCUGAAGGUCUUGUUGUUGGACUGAGUUCUGAUAAUAUAGAAGUUAUCAGUUGGAAACAUAAGUUUACUAGCCCUGUAGCGAAUGCUUGGUUACUGAGGAAUGGUAUACUUAAACCCAUCAGUGUAUUUGACAAUCAACAUGUACCUGCAAUGUCAUCUUUUGAACCACCACAGAAUGCACCCUCUCCUGAGCCAUUGCUAUAUGUAGGUAAACAUCAAAACCAAUUAUAUGUACAGCCAUCUGUAGCUAUGAAGGAAAAGUUGGCUAAAGUUGGAGUCAAUGCAGAUUAUACUAGUAGAAAUGUACCCAGGGUCACAUGGAAACCUUAUCUAGCUUCAGCACCAUCUAGAACCCCAAUGAUGAAAAACAAAGAAGUAAAAAUGUUGGAAGAAGGGCGAACUAAAGAGACUGGGAUGGUUUUAUACAACUAUCCAUUUGAUAAUGGAUAUUAUUUAUACCCAGAAUUCUCCUUUUCUGUACCAGAAGAUCGUCCUGACAACAAUGAUACAAAUGAACCAGACAUGUUGGUUAACAUUACACAGUCAUUCUGGUCUUACUGGAAGGAAGUUCUUGCCUUCAGUAUGUUUUUUGCUGUAUUUGUCCAUCUGCUUCUGACCAAAGUGGCUGUCAAACAAGGCCUCAUUGUGAUUAAGAAACCAAAUUGUUUGGAAGAUGUCAAUGGCAACAACAAAGAUAUUGUAGAAAAGAAAACAGAAGAAUUUGUUUCAAGAUAUGCCUCAGAUUUUGACCAUAUGCAAGUCCUGGGUAAAGGAGGAUUUGGUAUUGUUUUUGAGUCCAGAAAUAAAGUGGAUGACUGUGAAUAUGCUGUGAAAAGAAUUACCCUGCAUAGUGAGGGAUCAAAAGAGAAAGUGAUGAGAGAAGUGAAGGCCUUGGCUAAGUUAGAACAUAGUGGUAUUGUUAGGUAUUUCAAUGCUUGGCUAGAGUCUCCUCCUCCUGGUUGGCAGGAAGUCCAAGAUAAGCAGUUUGAAGACAGUGAAUGUUUAACAUCACCAACUCCAUGUAACUCUGUAACACAGAUAGGAACUGGUUCCUUGUCCAUCAAAAUGCCACCAUCCCCAGGCUCCUUUGACAUGCUGAAUCCAUUUGGUGGACAAAAGGAUUUAGAUCUAGCGUUUCAAAAGUCUAAAAAGGCUGGCGGUAGUCAAGAGUUUAGUGUUCACACAGAUAGUGUCUCAUUUUCAAGAGAGGGAAGUGUUCGUCAAGAAAGCAUGUUAGAAGGUUUUGAUGAAACUUUGGAUGAAGAUUCUCUUGAUGUUCAGUUUAAAUUAGAAAGUGAUGACAGUGGCAGCUGUUCUAAUAACAUUCCGUUUUCAAAUGCGAAAAAUAAUAAAACUGAUAACAGUAAUUCUUUCAGUGUUUUAUUUGAAGACUCAGGUUGUGCAGAGAAGAGUAGUAAAAGUGACAGUGGUGAAAUUAUAUUCAGUAAUGAAUUCACUGAAAGUAAUAACAUCUUUUAUGAAAAUAAUGACUUUCAUAUUGACAUAUCAAAAUCUGGUUCAACAAUGCCAAAAGUAUCAAAUUCCAGUAAAAAGCAUUCCACAAGGGACCAAAAUACCACAUCAGGUUACAAGAUGAAAGUACCGACCCCAAAGUUGUAUCUAUUUAUACAAAUGCAGCUCUGUCGUAGAGAGACAUUAAAGGACUGGUUAAUAUCAAACAAUGGUGAAAGAGACAAUGGUGUGGUGUUAGAUAUAUUUGAUCAAAUUAUUGGUGCUGUAGAAUAUGUCCAUAAUCAGGGCCUCAUGCACAGAGAUCUGAAGCCUUCCAAUAUAUUUUUCUCCCUUGAUGGUGUUAUCAAAAUUGGUGACUUUGGUUUGGUGACAGCUUUAGAAGAUCAAGAGUUAGAACUAUAUCUAGGGGAAGACAGUCCAUACAAAAGACAUACAGCUCAAGUAGGAACUCAGAUGUACAUGAGUCCAGAACAGAUAAAUGGAAAGACUUAUGGUCACAAAGUUGAUAUAUUUUCACUGGGGAUGAUUUUGUUUGAGUUAUUUUACUGUUUUUCCACACAAAUGGAGAGAGUAAAAACUUUAUUGGAUGUGAAAAGACAAAGGUUUCCUGCAUCUUUCAAGAUAGAGUAUCCACUUGAGGCAAUGUACAUAUCAUGGCUGUUGUCACCUAACCCAGUUGAAAGACCUUCAGCGACAGAGAUUCUAAACAGUGACCUGCUGAAAGAUUUCUCUUCUCGUCACACCACAUCACGUAAUCGUCUCCGUACAACUUCAUCAAGUAGCUCAGGAUCAAUAAACGAGCCAGUAACACAAUGAUAGAAAGGAGUAGUAGU